Molecule: messenger RNA, 552 nt
Organism: Paramuricea clavata
Lineage: Eukaryota; Metazoa; Cnidaria; Anthozoa; Malacalcyonacea; Plexauridae
Source: the annotation of a GenBank genome assembly
GACAAGGUACCUCACACUGAGGACAAGGCUACUCACGCUGAGGACAAGGUUCCUCACGCAGAGAACAAGGUUCCUCACGCUGACGACAAGGUACCUCACACUGAGGAGAAGGUUCAUCACGCUGAGGACAAGGUUCCUCACGCUGAGGAGAAGGUUCUUCACGCUGAGGACAAGGUACCUCACACUGAGGACAAGGUUCCUCACGCUGAGGACAAGGUUCCUCACGCUGAGGACAAGGUACAUCACACUGAAGACAAGGUACCUCACACUGAGGACAGGGUUCCUCACGCUGAGGACAAGGUUCCUCACGCUGAGCACAAGGUACCUCACACUGCGCACAAGGUACCUCACACUGAGGAUCAGGUCCCUUACACUGAGAGCAACGUUCCUCACGCUGAGGACAAGGUUCCUCAUGCUGAGGAGAAGAUACCUCACACUGAGGACAAGGUACCUCACACUGAGGACCAGGUACCUCACACUGAGCACAAGAUUCCUCCCGCUGAGGUCAAGGUACCUCACACUGAGGACAAGGUUCCUCAAGCUGAGGACAAG